Molecule: messenger RNA, 2449 nt
Organism: Medioppia subpectinata
Lineage: Eukaryota; Metazoa; Arthropoda; Arachnida; Sarcoptiformes; Oppiidae
Source: the annotation of a GenBank genome assembly
GAAUUUAAUGCAAUCAUUGCCUGAUCUCUACCCUAACAUUAAAAAAGAAGUAAAGUUAAAGAUUUCAUGUGAUAAAGACAGUUAUGAUCCCAACGGUUGCACCGGACCCGCACUCUUCAACAUAGAGUUCAUCGAAGCGACACUAAAUCAACACUCUUUGAAAUCAAUUGAAAGAAACCGAAUCGACUUCGAGAACACAAUCGCACAGCUUAUCGAAACGCCUUCAAGUAAAGUGGUUUUGGCCUCACUUUUCAUCGAGAAGAGCAUUCCAAUAUUAUUGAAUUCCUAUGACUUCCAUAACGAAGACACUCAUAUAGAGAGAUCUCUUUUGGGUUCGAUAUUGUCGUGGAUUAAUGACACCAAUUAUAUGUAUCCGCCCUCUAAACGAAUGUUCACUAAUUUGCUCGACUCUUUGGGAUCGAUUGCUGAAAUACGUUGCGAUGAAACGAAUCAAUUUGUUUUGGAAACGGCUAUAAAUUAUCCGAAAAUAAUUGAAUACAUGGCUCCACGACUGUUGCCAUCAAAUACAUCGACGCAAUGUUUCCUCAAUAUGUAUCAACUAAUUGAACAAAAGUUAACUAAAACACCGCCUCAGGUGUCGUUUGUACUUCUCAGCAAAUUUGAUGUCUCACUUUGGUUCCGAAACGCAUCCCACGAACAGUGCUUAUCAUUAAUCCAAGUGUUAGGCAAUGCUCUCAAUAGCUUCGGGAAUAAACCGAAAGAUGAAUAUCUAAUGGUUUUUGGGUUAUAUCGAAAGCAUUUACAAUAUGCCUUAAUAUUCCGGUUUCCGCAAUAUCUGCCCGACGUCUUCAAUAUUCUUCUCAAAAGAAUGAAAGAGCAGUCAAUAUCUCCGUGCCUUUGGAACGAUGUGUUGCUUUCGUUUGGUUUCUUUAUAACACAAGAAGACGUGGAUUUGUCUCACUUUUAUCUGGAAUUAAAGAAAUACUCCAAUAAUCAGCCGUUGUUUACAGCGAAUGAGCUUUUUGACAUUUUGUCUUUAAUGUCAACACAUCUGUCAGAAGCCUAUCGUGAGAUUUCAGUCGAAUUUCUCGAUCACUUCAAGAUUUAUAUUCAACAAUAUUUGACACUAAUUUCAACGCUUUCAUUCUGUUGGCUGAACGCCAACUCCCGAAUGCCUCCCUGUGAUAUUCUCAACGUUUGGCGUCCAUUCUAUGACAACUGGAAUGCCGAAAUCGAUAUGCAAUCGAUUCCUUUCGAGUUAUUGACGGCAACUAAAGUGCAAUCUAUCGGUCAAGUGAUCGUUCGUGUGAUCAAAUUGAAGUCAUACUUCUUCGAGUCUAAUAACACGAGUCAUAGCUUUCUGUUAGGUUUACUCAAACAGAUUUGUCUUCUCUCCGACACUGAUAUCAAUGAUGAGGACUGGCUUUUGAAGCACAAGUAUUACGCAAACUCUAUCUCAUAUUUGCUCAAAGACUUGAGUUCUGGUGACAAUGAAUUGGUUACUAAAUAUCCGCUUGAAAUCAGAAAUUUCAUAACCAAGUGUUUCGAAGACUUGAGACCUGCUUUCCAAUCAGAUAUUGAAAGCAGUGAACGGAUAAACCUAUUCAAUCAACUAUUAAAUAGUUUGAAUGAUAUAUCAAAUGAAGAUAUCAGAAGAAUAGUGUCGGAACAGUACGCCAUGUGUUUUAACUUCGAAAACCCCAACAUUAUCUGUGAUUUGAUUCAAUCCACGUGUCAAACAGUCAAACAUAUUCCCAGCUUUUUAUCCUUAAACGAGACAUACAUUUAUAACUACUUCAGAGUCGAAGGAAACAUAUCGAAUCUGUUAGUGAUAUUCGAGAUCCCAAACAAUACCGAAGACUUUAUGGUCGGAUGCGUUACGAAGAACGCAUCGCUCACUUUGACCAUACAUUUCUUGAGUAAAUUGGUUGCUAUUGAAGAUACGAAGCGUUUUGUGUCCGGUUUGAUGAACUGGAGCUCUCAGUUAAGGCCGAAUGCUGACGAUGAAUCAAAAGUGUUGUUACUUUGGUUUAAAGUGUUGACAAUAAGUGAGAGUUUGGUCGAUAACGAAGAGGAGUCUAUCGAAUUGAUUCACUCGAUUCACAAGUUUUGCAAGAAUUUGUUUGAUGUCGUCGAGGAAUCAGUAUAUCAGGGAUUCCUGUCAUUCAUGAGAACCAAUCGGAAAUCAUUUUCCGAAAGGUGUACUGUUUUGAUACUCUGUUUAUCACUUCACGGCAUUAAACAUCUAAAUGAUUGCAUCUCUCGGACGAGUCCACUGAACGCAGAGCUAAACACUGUCUAUAAGUCAGCUCUAAAUAAACUCCAGAGUCUAAAGAAAAACAAAUCAUUUGUCGAGUUAUUGCCAUUAAUAGAGAACAUGGGAUCUGUUUUGGACAGAAGUGAAUCGACAGUAGAGUCGACUCAAUUGAUCAAACAAUCGCUGAUGGCUUUCUAUUCGGACAAUUCCUGUCUCACAGCUAUUAUCUAA